Messenger RNA from Halteromyces radiatus, 1665 nucleotides. RefSeq names its product L-serine ammonia-lyase. Gene Ontology annotation, biological process: gluconeogenesis. NCBI's taxonomy places the organism in Eukaryota, Fungi, Mucoromycota, Mucoromycetes, Mucorales, Cunninghamellaceae. Gene Ontology annotation, molecular function: L-serine ammonia-lyase activity; 4 iron, 4 sulfur cluster binding. Bases 1 to 1665 code for a protein of 554 amino acids. The record is from RefSeq and is a predicted model, not a curated record. The transcript is spliced from 9 exons.
AUGUAUCAAAACUAUAUUUAUCUACACUCUCAAGUAAUCGACAUGAAGAACAAUUCAAACGAUCACCAUGCUGUUGUAUCUACUUUUGAUUUAUUUUCCAUUGGUAUUGGUCCUUCUUCUUCUCAUACGGUAGGUCCUAUGCGUGCAGCCAAGAUCUUUAUCAAUGAUUUAAAAGAACUUGGUAUCUUGGAAAAAGUAUAUUCACUUCGCGUAGAUCUAUUCAGCUCAUUAGCACUCACUGGAAAAGGACAUGGAACUCCUGAAGCUAUACUUAUGGGAAUUGAAGGAGAGACACCAUCACAAGUUGAAACAUCAAGCAUACAAUCUCGAGUCAAGGAUAUUUACAAUACAAAAUCAAUUCGAUUAGAUGGACAUCACCGUAUCGAUUUUGAUCCCACACGACAGCUAAUAUUCAAUUAUUUUCAAUCACUUCCUCAACAUCCAAAUGGCAUGCGACUUUGCGUCUACGAUAAAGAUACAAAUCUUUUGGCUACCAAUGAAUAUUUUAGUAUCGGCGGAGGGUUUGUAGUCAAUGAAAAAACACAAAUGGCUCACGGAGAGAAUGUUUAUUACAAAAAUAUCAAAAGUAGUAAUGCACUUCCUAAUCGUCGUGAACAAGAUUCUGCUGUGGUGGCUCUACCAUUCCGAAAUGCUGAAGAAUUAUUGGUAACCUGUCAACAAAAGAAGAUGACGAUUGCUCAGGUGGUUUUUGAAAAUGAACUUAACUGGCAUACUGCUGAUGAAAUUCGAACCAAGCUAUUGACCAUAUGGAACACCAUGGAUGAAAGUAUCAAGAAUGGCGUCACUGCUUCAUCAUCUGAUUUCUUACCUGGAAAUCUCAAGGUCAAACGCAGAGCACCAAAACUCUAUCAAAAAUUACUCAAGGGACUCUAUGGACCUGUUCCUUCCAAAGAUUCAUUUUACAACGACUCUAAAAUUCCCAUCUCUCCAGCACCAAUGAUUCCAGAAUCUAUCAAUUCUUUUGGCGAUCAUCCUGUCGAUGAAAAGAAAAAAACUUCCUUUCCUUUGUCUCUCUCUGUGCUCCCAAAACGUCAACGAAAAAGAUUUUAUUUACCAGCUCUGGAUUAUUUAUCAGUGUAUGCCAUUGCCGUCAAUGAAGAAAAUGCUGCAGGUAAUCGUAUCGUCACAGCACCCACAAAUGGUGCAGCAGGAACGAUUCCAUCUGUUUUAAAAUACUAUCUAGAAUUCAUCUCGGACAACCCUGAACACGAUGUGAUGGAAUUUUUACUGACAACUGCCGCCAUUGGGAUGUUAUUCAAACGUGGAGCUUCUAUUUCUGCUGCCGAAGUUGGAUGUCAAGGUGAAGUAGGUGUUGCUUGCUCUAUGGCUGCUGCAGGAUUUACGGCUGUGAUGGGGGGAACAGUGGAACAAGUGGAAAAUGCGGCUGAAAUUGGCAUGGAACAUAACUUAGGAUUGACUUGUGAUCCUAUUGAUGCAUUGGUUCAAGUUCCAUGUAUAGAAAGGAAUGCGUUGGCAGCAGUCAAAGCUAUUGCGGCAGCUCAAUUGGCUUUGAAUGGCGAAGGUGAUCAUCGAGUGUCCUUAGAUCAGGUCAUUGAAACCAUGCGGCAAACGGGUCACGAUAUGAUGUCCAAAUACAAGGAAACAAGUCAAGGUGGAUUGGCUGUGAAUGUGCCCAUAUGUUAG